ACUCUCUCAAUCCUUCCCCUUCCUCCUCCCCACUCCCCAUUCUCUCUGUCUUUCUUUAUUCAACUUUGCUUUUCAUUCACUUUUACCCAAAUUCCCAUUUCCUCAUUUGGGUGAAGCAAUUUUUCAACAUCUAAAUCUGUUGAUGGACAACCAAUUCUUCCUCAAUCCUACUGGAAUCUCUCAAUCUCUUAUGCAUUUUGAUUCCAAUCCUUCCAUUGCUACUUGGCACCAACAAUUUUCAUCCCCCAUGGAUCUUCCAACUCAACUUCCUGACCUUACUCACUGUUCUUCUUCCUCUCACCAAUCGCCACCGGAUUGUUUUCUCAAUCCGGUUUCCGAUCAGAGCUUUCAAUUUGAUUCUGCUUUGAGUUCCAUGGUUUCUUCUCCAGCGGCCUCGAAUUCUAACAUAACCAAUGAGAGCUUCGCGAUCAGAGAACUGAUCGGUAAAUUAGGUGGAAAUUCUGAGAGGAGGAUCUUGGAAUUGAGUAAUUCUACUGCCGCCGCCGCAUUGCCUCCUUCUUCUUCGAGUGUGGCCGAAUUUUCGUCCGAUCCUGGAUUUGCUGAACGAGCUGCUAGGUUUUCGUGUUUUGGAAGUAGGAGUUUCAAUGGCCGCCAGUUGACGAACGAAUUCGGUAAUUAUAGAUCUCAUCUCUCCAUCGGUAAUGAGAAAUUGAGCCGAGUUUCGAGCAGUCCAUCGCUUAAAGCACUUGGAUCUGAAAUGAAUUUGCAAGAACACAAGAACAAUUCCUCAUCGCAAGAAGAUGAAUCGUCUCUCUCGAAUCAAGACAAAACGAUUACGAAUCCACGGAAGAGAAAAGCAAUUACGAAGGCUAAACUCAAAGAACCGGUGGUUGAAGCUACUCCCGAAAAAGAAAGUCCGAAGAAGUUGAAGACAGUGGAAAGAAAGGAAAACGUGAAAACGGAAGAGGAUUUGAAGAAAAACGAUGAAAAUUCAGCGGAAGAGAGACAAACAAAGGCGAAUUCAAAACCUCCUGAAGCUCCUAAAGAUUACAUUCAUGUUAGAGCAAGAAGAGGGCAAGCUACAGAUAGCCAUAGUCUUGCUGAAAGAGUUAGAAGAGAGAAAAUCAGUGAAAGAAUGAAGCUUCUUCAAGAUCUUGUACCAGGUUGCAACAAGGUAACUGGAAAAGCUUUGAUGUUGGAUGAGAUAAUCAACUAUGUGCAGUCAUUACAACACCAAGUUGAGUUUCUUUCCAUGAAGUUGGCUUCUGUGAAUACAACCAGGGUGGAUUUCAACGUGGAUUCUCUUAUCUCUUCUAAACAAAUGUACCAAUCAGGAACAAGUUUGACACAUCCUCAAAUUUCCCCUAUAGAUUCCUCAACUUCAAGCUUUUAUGGGCACCAAAAUUCCUCUCUUCCAACCACCUCUCAUUGCUCUGUGGACCCUAUUGACUCUGUUUUAUGCCAAAAUCUUCCUAUUCAACUCCCUCCUCUCAAUUCCUUCCUUCAAAAUCCCUCUCAGUAUCCAAAUUUCGGAGAAGAUGAACUUCAAAGCAUUGUUCAAAUGGGGUUCGUCCAAAAUCAGACUCAAGAAAUAUCAUUACAAUCUCACAACUUCAACUUAGGCUCAGAUCAAAUGAAAAUUGAACUCUGAUCUCUUCCUUCAACACCAUAUACAAAGGCGCUGCUGUUGUAAAUAUAAGAGAUUAAAUUUUCAAGCAUUGAUUAAAAGGCAAAAAAAUUCCCAAUUUAUCCCAUUUCUUAGGUCUAAUUAAGGAGAGAAAAAAUUACUUUGUCUUUUCUUUUUCUUUUUUUUUUUCUUUUCCAAUCUGUUUUAUAUUUUAAUAUUGUUGUUUUUUUUUUCUUCUAAUUUUGUGGGAUGAGAGAGGAAAGUUUCUACUUUUCUUACAACUUUCCACUGUAAAAUCUCUAGAAGCAAGUCUGUCCCUAAGGUGCAAAGUUGUAUAGCACCAAAUCGUAAGAUAAAAAAGCCAAAAAAAAAAAAAAAAAGGAGGGCUAAUUUAAGGGAUUAUUUUUUAUAA
Cucumis sativus (cucumber) is the source of this 2000-nucleotide messenger RNA. Its product is annotated as transcription factor bHLH62. Gene Ontology annotation, biological process: regulation of DNA-templated transcription. Bases 143 to 1612 code for a protein of 489 amino acids. Gene Ontology annotation, molecular function: DNA-binding transcription factor activity; protein dimerization activity. The record is from RefSeq and is a predicted model, not a curated record. NCBI's taxonomy places the organism in Eukaryota, Viridiplantae, Streptophyta, Magnoliopsida, Cucurbitales, Cucurbitaceae. The transcript is spliced from 8 exons. Gene Ontology annotation, cellular component: nucleus.